AUGUCAAAACCUCAAACUAAAAUACAAUAUCCAUUUUGGUAUGGAGGAGCAGCAAGUAUGGCAGCAUGUUUAGUGACUCAUCCAUUAGAUUUAGCCAAAGUUCGAUUACAAACCGCUACUAAACCUGGCCAAUCAUUAUUAUCGAUGAUUUAUCAAAUCAUUACUAAAGAAGGGGUUUUCAAAAUAUAUUCAGGAUUAACCGCUUCAUUAUUACGUCAAGCAACUUAUUCAACGACUAGAUUUGGGAUAUAUGAAUUUUUAAAAGAACAAUACAUGGAAUCAAUAGCAACAACUGGAGGCACAGAACAAAAAAAACCUUCAACGGCAGUAUUAUUACCUAUGUCAAUGAUUGCUGGAGCAUUAGGUGGAUUAGUAGGAAAUCCAUCUGAUGUAGUCAAUAUUCGAAUGCAAAAUGAUUCAACAUUACCAAUUAAUCAACGAAGAAAUUAUCGUAAUGCCUUUGAUGGAAUUUAUAAGAUUUGUCAACAAGAAGGUAUAAAUUCAUUAUUUAGAGGAUUAACGCCAAAUUUAAUUAGAGGUGUAUUAAUGACAGCUUCACAAGUUGUUACUUAUGAUAUUGCUAAAUCAAUAUUAGUUGAUCAUAUUCAUAUGGAUCCUUCGAAAAAAUCAACUCAUUUUAGUGCUUCUUUAAUUGCUGGAUUAGUGGCUACUACAGUUUGUUCACCUGCUGAUGUUGUUAAAACUAGAAUCAUGAAUAGUAAAGGAAGUACUGGUGGUGGUAGUGGUGGUGAUGGUGUUAAUGGGAAUGCAAUUCUGAUAUUAAAGAAUGCUGUGAAACAUGAAGGUAUUGGAUUUAUGUUUAGAGGUUGGUUACCUUCAUUUAUUAGAUUGGGACCUCAUACAAUUGUAACGUUUUUAGUAUUGGAACAAUUAAGAAAAUUUAAAUUAGGAAUGAGUCGAUCAGAUUAA
Messenger RNA from Candida albicans SC5314, 930 nucleotides. RefSeq lists its product as uncharacterized. The record is from RefSeq and is a predicted model, not a curated record. Gene Ontology annotation, biological process: thiosulfate transport; malate transmembrane transport; succinate transmembrane transport. Gene Ontology annotation, molecular function: malate transmembrane transporter activity; antiporter activity; thiosulfate transmembrane transporter activity. The transcript has 2 exons. Bases 1 to 930 code for a protein of 309 amino acids. Lineage: Eukaryota; Fungi; Ascomycota; Pichiomycetes; Serinales; Debaryomycetaceae.